Diorhabda carinulata is the source of this 7219-nucleotide messenger RNA. RefSeq lists its product as uncharacterized. Bases 208 to 1524 code for a protein of 438 amino acids. Lineage: Eukaryota; Metazoa; Arthropoda; Insecta; Coleoptera; Chrysomelidae. The record is from RefSeq and is a predicted model, not a curated record. The transcript has 2 exons.
AGUGUUAUCGCGAGUUUCGGCCGUUACACAACUCCCUGGAAGUUUCGUGCUUAACUUAUUCACCUGUUACUAUUCGCGUUUCAAAAAUAAUUAUGUCUAUGAGUGAAAUAUUCUCCUCAAAUUAGUUAUAUGAACACUGUGAAGUUGGCUGAGGUGUUUUUGUGAUGUUUUUAAAUACCAAGGACUAAAAAAAGGAUCAUUUGAAGAAUGCGAAGAUCUUCGAUCCUUCGAACGCAAACCUCAGAGCCCCUGAUCGUCGUAGAAGAUGAUGAAUACGAAGAAGAGAAAAAAGAAGAUUCCAGACAAAAUUCGGAAGACGAAUAUUCUUUAAAUCCUUAUCUCUUAUCGCCGUACGCGAGAGAAAUAAGAAAACAUUCGUUACCAACACCGCAAUGUUCUGGAAUCACAGCCAGUCAAGUACGUAGAUUGUCAGAGAGGGGAGAAACCGUAGGUCCAGGACCAAAUCAAGUGGAAUUUUUAGCUACUUUAUCGACGGCACCACAACCUAGUCCUGGUGGUAGGAGACAUUCGGUUGUUACCAUUUCGAGAGUACCUACUACGUUGUUCGGAAGAAAUAGACGCGAAUCUGUAGCAGCUUUUCCGAGUCAAGCGUUUGCCGGAAGAGUUUUACCGAAUAGAAGAGAAUCUAUAGCAUGUCCGCCUUCAACAGAACCUAGAGGAAGUAUACAUAACCUCCAAUUGGAUAUAAUGGACGAUAUAGUACAAGCUCGUAAAGUAAGAAUGAAGAUGUGGGGUACUAGUAACGAAAAAGUCUGCGAAGUACAACCUCUUGACGAUUCCGGUAACGUUCAACGAUAUACUAAUUCUGGAAGGCGAUUUUCAGAUUUUGUCGGCACUACUCUCACUACUAUACCUAGUUUGAACAAGCGCAGAGCAUCUGAGCUUCCUCCGAGUCCUAUAGCUGAGACCUCUUUCAAACAAAGUAAGAAUACUGGCAUUGUAUGUUCUAAUAAUGAUUUGAUAAAUAUUUUGUCUUCUCUUUCCACUUCUGCCACUGAAAUCAACCAGGAGAAGCCGCCAGAGAGGACGAAUGUUGCUCAACAGAAGAGGAGUCAAUUGAGAUCGUCUAGAUCGAAUAGUUUCGAUAUUUCUAUACUCAACGAUGAUCCAAUAAGCAAAACAGCCCCAUCCAACUGGUUCGUGAAAAGGCACCAGCCUAUUACAAAGACUGAUGAUAAGCCUGCAAGUAUUAAAGAAAAGAAGGAGAAGAAGACUGUUAUCGAAAAAGAGCCAAACAAAUUAUUGUGGGACGAACGUAGUGGAUCUCUUGUUGACCCACAGGCACUCGGUAGCGCUAUUGAAGUAUUUUUACGAAAGGCUUCCCCUUCGGAUCCUCCAGGAAGUUCCACUAACAUGUCUCCGACUAAAACUGUCGGGGAAAAAAAUAGCGGGAUGAUGAAGACUGCAAAAAGUUGGUUUAAUAAAGGAGAUGAAGAAUCAUCGUCAACUGAAGCUUGCGAUUCUUCCAUCUGCUCAACGUUAAAAGAUUUGUUUGUUAAAUAAACUCAAAAUAGUAAGUUUUGGACCAUAUAAACAUUAGAUGAGGAAUUAAUGUCUGUCUAACAAAGUUUAAAUUAAUUAGCUACUUUUCAUAUAAAAACAAACUCCGAUUGUGGAACGAUCUGAAUUAUUACAUCGUUCAGUUUGCUUCGAUUUGUAUGUUUCGCGGCCCAAUGUUGAAGUACUCAAAAACAUUAAAUCCUUUUCAAAUUUAAAACACUUAAGAGUAGAUUGUUGUUUGAGAAAAAAAUGUUGUCACGCGACGAUCUUUACCGACUAUUUCACUUUAUAGUCGAGAAACAAACUUAAUUUUUCUACAGUCGCACUUUUAUCAAUUAAAACAGUUAUUUCUAUUAAUAUAGGUUCUUACAAAAAGUGAAACCCGUAAAUCUUCACGGGUGAUUUCCAUUUUGGAACAAACUUGAUUUAUUUAGACAUUUACUUCACUAUCAACAACUUAUCAAUUAAAUUUCUACAUUGCUACUAGCUUCGGAAUAACAAACGUCAAUGUUCAUAAAUUGGUGUCACAAAUCAUUCACGCCACCUAUUGUUCAAUUGUGCAAACUUGAAAAACAAACCUCGCAAUUGGAAUAAAUUAAGAUUAAAAAUAUUAUCUUGACAUUUUAAUUGUCAUAUUAUUUCAUUUGAAUUCAUAUACUCUUACAGGGUUUAUUAAGAACUUUAUUAUUUAGAUCAGGUAGUUGGCAUUACAGAACCAAAAUGGACGACUUCCGGUGCUACAGGAACGUAUAUAAUGCUGUCAAAAAAAAAUUUUUUUCUUCGUGAUCGCCGGGUACAUAUAAAACACUUUAUAGAUGGAAUUUAAACAAUGAAACUGCUUUACAAAUGAUUCCAAGAGACUCGAAGAAAACUCGUGACAGUGUCGCGCUUAGUGCGUGGCAGUGGGUUGAAGUAAGCAAUAAUCGUUAUUAGAGAUUAAAUAUUAACUCAAACCUACAUAAAUCAAUUAAACAGAAGGUGGAGGAGGUAUCCCUUCCAACAACAAAAUGCAACCAUCCAUAAAUGCAAUAACAGUAAAAACACAAACGAAACAUGACAGACAUGUAAACACUUGUACUCGGAGUCACGUGCCACCUACCCGUACUUUCUCCGCUACCCUUGUUUAGCGCCGUUCUCCCUUUUCCUUCCACUACACGAUGAGAUGGAGCGUUGACCUCGAUGCAGAGUAAGCGACAUACGUUAAUCAUUUAGCACGAAGGAUAACAAAAUAACAUACACGUCGUAACAAGUGACUGACGUGACAUAUAUGUCAACUGUGACAUGUUAUGUAGGUCUCUCUCUUAACCCUGUCUCCCUCCCCGCUUAUGUCACUUUUUUGUUUCAGUGAACGUACAAUAUCAACAUAGAUCAAAGGCAUUGAACAAGGUUGACAGCACUAGUCAUAAAUACUCAUGCGACGUACUCUCAAGUUGUAUACAACUCACUCAAUGCAGAAGACCAGAGAGAAAUAUGUUGUCUUUUGGCCAGUAAACUCAAAACAGCACAAUUUUUAAAAAUGUUGACAGUAACUGUCAUUUCUCGGGUCGGAAACGCCCCCGCAGUCGUCCAUCUUGGUUCUGUAAUGCCAACUACCUAAUCUUAAAGCACCCACUGAUGAUAACCGUGAUUUUCGAAGGAAAUUGCCUGAAAAUCAAGUUAUGACAACUCUAGACAAAAAUUAUAUCAUGCGAUUUUUUUCUAAUUUUGUGAUUUUCUGAAAUAGCAUAAAAUUCUGAACAAACCCUAAAGCUUUCGCGAUGAUACGAUUUUUUCCACGUUGGCAUGGUUUUUUAGCUAAAAUUCUUGGAUUCAUUUGAUUUGAUUUGAUUUCUUGCUUUAGAGAGUAAAUCAAAAAUCCUCGACACUUGUUAUUGUUACAAUUAGUAGUCAUUUUACAGGCGUCUAUAGGAAAAAUUCAAUAUUAUAUAUUGUUAUUCUAUAUAUUCAUUACAAUUAGGAUUUAAUUUCUAUUGUACCACAUUGAACCGGUUUAGUCCGCUAUUUGAACAUCAUACAAACACAAACGAAACAAAAUAUUUCAGAAUUUAGUUGACGUAUACCCAUUUCCUAAUUUAGUUACGUCACUUACUUAGUAUUCAGUGUUGCAUACGGUGUAGGUAUCGAAAGCCAUGCUUUUAAAUGAUUCAUCAAAAUAAUAAAUGUUUUAUAAUAGGCAUGUCUCAUCUAAUGUAACAUGAUAUAACUAAAUAAUGAUUUAUCCUUCAAGGUUAGUAAAAAAGUAUAAUUUUCAACUCUGAUAUAGUUUUGUAUUAACCAGUAGCAAAUUCGACAGAAAUUUUUGCUUAUUUCUUAGACAUACAAGGUGUGGCUAUUAAAUAACGAGACUGCUGAUAUAAAAUAAUCAAUUUUGAUAUUAUUUAUAAUUAUUUAUAUCUAUCCCUACAUAGCCCCAUUGUUCGAAACAGAGCAGAAAAUCUUUUUCAGUCAGUUCCUCUAGGACACGCGCUGCUUCUUCUUUCACGGCUUCAUUAGACUUGAACUAGCUCCCUAAAAUGAAGAUUUGACCUUGGGAAAUAGGUAGAAGCUGCUCGGUACAAGAUCUGGGGAAUAAGGUGGGUGGUCUAGCUCUGAGAUGUUUUACUUGGCUAGAAAGCUCUUGACAGACAGACUUUUUCGAUAUUUUCCUCCGUUUUUGACGUGGAAAGGUGACCCGAAUCAUAUUCAACAUCUUCUCGGCCAUCUUAAAACCGCUCAAACCACUCAAAAAUUUCAUUCAAUAAUUUUUUCAAUAAAUUUCAGUUCUCAGUUCCAAACCUUAUGCGUAAGCGUACUUUUUUUGUAGCAGCGCUAGAUUAGUUACUCAAUAGCCACACCUCGUAUAAUUAUUAUGUAAAGUAGGUAACUAAAUUUUUGCAGUCGGAUUUGAAAUAAAAUUUUGUAUGAGGAUCGUUCUAUUUUCAAAUUUGGAAAUAGUUUCGAAAAGGUGUACCCUCCCCCCAUGUUUCUGAAAUUUUUGCCAAUGCUUGUGUUCGAUUCCUACCGAAAUAUUUAAGGUCACAACAUCCAAAAAAAUAAAUUUACGUGACAAAUGUAUACGACCUUUCUUGUAGAGCUUUUCAAGAACUUUAUUUUUGUUACAAAUCUUUUUUCUCUAAAGUCAAUAUUUUAAAAGAUAUGUAAAAAUUUUGCUAUAGACUGCAUCCUUUUAGAAAUUAUCGUCUCUAAUCAAUAACAAGCUUUCUCAAAAAUUCCAGCAAACUCCAAAGAAUCAUGUUUUCGGAACUAUACCCAAAAAUAUCAUUCAAAUAUAUUAACUAUAAAAUUAUCUGAGAAUACGGUGUAUUAGUACAAAGAUCGUUAAUUUAUAUAUUAUUAUCAAUAAAAUUUGGACACAGUCCACACAUUCUGGUGUAGAAAUACCACAAAAAGUAGGAAAACAAAUUUUUAAUAUUUUUUAGACUUGUAGUGACAUCUCUACUAGUCUUUGGAAUCAAUUCUUAAAACGCUGAAAGAUUGUUCUCCUUUUUUAUUUGCAGUGCCAUCUACAGCGAAUUUUGGAAAUUGACAGAAAAUAAAUUCGCUUUAAAACUUUAAAAUAACAGCACAAUGUUUGAAAAUUUAUUUAUGAAACCGUCUGCACUAUCUUUAAAACUAUUUGUGAUCCAGCUCUUGCUAUUAUAUAUGAAAACAUGAAUAAAUAGUUGAAAAUGGACACUUUUUGACUGGUAGUGUCAUCUUCAAUCGAUUUUAGAAAGUAUUCCAAUUAUUUCAAAUUUAAAUUCUUCAUCAUAUUUAUACAACAAAAGAGAUGUGCAUAUACUUAUAUUUUCAUAGUAAACUGAACGCUUUGAUGAUGCUAUGUUAUUGAAUUCUUUCAUUCUUGUUGAUUACGGGUUUAAUUGUUAAAACACCGUAUUCUAUUGACUAGUAAUCGUAAAUAGUCGUUGUAGUUGAGAAGAAAAUGUUAACAAUAUAAAUGUGUCUUACCUCUAAUUUGGAGUACAAUCAGUAUUUUAAUAGGUGUUACUUUUUAGGAAAUAGUAGAAAAAGUUUUAUGGGAAAAAGAAUACAUUUUGUCAUAUAUGAUGGAUUUGUAGCAGUAAAAUAUAUUGCGGUGUUGCCAGAUGAGUACAGUUGAGCUGUAUAAAUGUAAAUUAGUUUUAUUACUUUAGAUGUUCUGAAGAAUUUGAUUAAUAUCAUACUAAAACUUAUAAGAAAAAAGUUGAAGAUUAAAAAUUAAUGAAAAGUGAAAUCUCGAUACUGAUAUAGGUAGAAAUUGAUCAAAAUAAUUUUAACGUCAAUGAGAAUACUUGUUAUAAAAAACAAAUAACAUUUAAUAUCAAAUUAACACCUCAGAUAACAUAUUUUUAGAUGGCUCACGACAAUAUUAUUUAUUCUGGCCAAAUUUACGCCAUCUAGGGGUUUGAAGGGGCAACGGUAAUUAAUACCAUAUUCAUAUUUUCUUUUUUGCUCAAAAAAUGUGGAAAACUCGAAUAUCUUCUGGUAAAUUGUCUCCAAAAGCAAAAGAACUUUGAAAAUGAUAAAUAUUACUUAAAAAAUUUGUAUUAUUAUAAUAAUAAAUAUUUUUAACAUUGAUAUGAUAAAUUAAUUUUAAAAAUUUCUUGAAUAGAACAUGUUACUAAUACGGCGAAAAUAAAACUAAAGUACAUAAAUAGUGACCUCUAUUUAUCAUCUAUCUUGGAAAUCAAAUCUUUGUACGGAUGUCUAUGACAGGCCCAUCUAGGGUGAUAAACUGAAAAUAAAAAAUUAACCUAACACGUUAAGUCGUAAAUCUUCUUUAAAAUAGGUGAUGGCCAUUCAUAACAAUGAACAAAUCAUAUGAUUACGGCAGUUCAAAUUUGUCUUUGAAAUAAUGUUAAUUAUCAAUAUACAGGGUAACUACUUUAAUUUUAUAAUGAGGAACUAGAGUAAAUUGUACUUAUAGUAUUAAACGAAAAAUGAUUUUUUUAAAAUAGCUUGUUUUAAUAAUCAACGUUUAAUUUUAUGAUAAUAGUUUUAUCAACUUGACAGAUAUAAAAACAGGUUAGUUUCUUUUUCUGUUUUAUCGGCAACUAUUAAAUAUAUAUUGUUGAUACAUGUUACAAAUACAUUUUGUAAAAUAUCCACGAUGAAACAUUAAAGCAUUAAUAUUAAUAAAUAAAUAAAAUAAAAUGAUAAUAAUACUGAUACAUACUAUUUACUUCGACCUCCACAACUACACUGACAAACGCACUUUUCAAUAACUUUGUGAUCCAAACAGUGUAGAGUGUAGCCACAGUGUCGAUGUAACAUAGGUUUCAUCAGUGUAUCAACACAUCAAUAGAAAAUACAAAUGAACUAUUUGUGUUCGUUCUUAAAAAAAAAUAAUUUUAGCGUUAUGUUACAAGAAAUAUAAUAUGGUAUAUGGUAAAUAUAAUAUAAUAAUAAUUUUCAAUUACUAUCAAUUUGACUAUUGCUGCUGUAAAAAUUCACUCACUGUAAGAUUUUGUGAUCACACCUUGUGUAAGUGACAUGUGAUGUAAUGUUAUUAGUUAUUUUAUUUAAUAUUAUUUCUCAAUAGGUUUUCUAUCUCGAUUACACUGUAAUUGUAAGUAUAUUUCUAUAUGAGUUGCUAGUUUUCUGUUUUGGGAACGUUAUAAAACAGGCCUUUGAUAUUCUGUAUCUGUAGAUACUUUGUAUAUACUAUCAUUUCGUCUUCUAUUAUUAUUAAAACAUUGAAAGGAUUAUUGGACAAAAA